Larimichthys crocea (large yellow croaker) is the source of this 1339-nucleotide messenger RNA. Its product is annotated as E3 ubiquitin-protein ligase Topors. NCBI's taxonomy places the organism in Eukaryota, Metazoa, Chordata, Actinopteri, Sciaenidae. Gene Ontology annotation, biological process: protein polyubiquitination; protein monoubiquitination. The record is from RefSeq and is a predicted model, not a curated record. Gene Ontology annotation, molecular function: metal ion binding; ubiquitin protein ligase activity.
ACAAGCACGAAGACAGCCAUAGUUUACCAGCCCGCACAUGUGUUUGCGGGGGUCUGAGAUCAUGUCAGCAAUCAAGGUUGCCCUGCAGCAGAGCCAGAAGAGGGGCAGGAGGAAAACCUCUGAAGCAAUGUCUGCAGAGGUUUCGCCAGACUCCAAGUGUCUCUGUCUGGACAUGUUCAACAACAUCUACCUGGACCUCUGCCUGCACAAGUUCUGUUUCCGGUGUUUCACGAGUGGUUCCAAGAACAAAGCCGAGUGCCCUCUAUGCAAACAGCCAUUCAAUUCAAUCUAUCACAGCAUAAAAUCAGAGCAGGACUUCAAGAAGUUUGACCUGCGGCCGAUAGAGAAUGGCUCUUUUGGGACUUUUGAGGGAGUGCGGUUUAGAUACCGCACGACUCUUACAGGAGUCCACCGACAAAUGCAGAGGAGGACUCCUCCUCCAGACCAACGAGUAGUAAUGUUUGAAGCCACAACAAACGCUCCCGAACAGCCACAGGACCGCUACACGGCGUUGAUGAUGAGGUUGGCAGCCAAGAGAAGAGCUGCGAGCGAAGGGAGGGCAGUGAACGUCAGAGAGCAGGAGAUGAUCAACUUCAGGAGGAGCGUGUACCGACGGGGGGUGAGGGUGAGGAAUGUCCGCGAUGGUGGCCUCCGAGACACUUCAGCUGACUUCUUCCGAAAACCUGCCUGCCUACAUAGACUGAUCCCCUGGCUAAAAAGAGAGCUGGUUGUGCUAUACGGGGCCCACGGCUCUUUGGUCAACAUAGUUCAGCACAUCAUCAUGUCCGCGAUUACACGUUAUGACAUGGAGGAUGGAGCUAUUCAGGAAGAGCUCAGGCCAUUCCUCCAGGGGCGCACAGAGCACUUUCUUCCCGAGUUCAUCAGCUUUGCAAGUCUCCCUUCAACAUGAGCCUAUGACCAGCAUGCUGUCUAUGACUGCCCAGCCCCGUCCUCAAAUGAAGACAGCAGCUCCAACUCAUCUGUAAUAGCUUCUCAGGAUGAGGAGGGCUCCAUGGACGCCCCCGAGACUCCACGUCUACUCUGAGCCAGGGCGGUGUGGGACGAUGAGACACCUGGGCCAUCAUAAUCUACGAACGCAGAGCAGAUCGUCAGAGUGCCUCUCCGUCCUCGACUCGACUCAGACAGCAGUUUAGAGGAGGAGGCCCAACCGUUUGGAGCUUGUCCACAGCCAAUGAGUCCUCUUAACCAAACAAACGUGACUGAUGGUGGAGUUAACAAAGAAGAGUGUUGUCCUCUGACAGCGAUGGUGUGUGAUUGUGGGUUUGUCAAGCACGCAGACAGAACUCCUGAGCUGGUUAAGCUCUCCUCUGACUCUUGA